Spinacia oleracea (spinach) is the source of this 1678-nucleotide messenger RNA. RefSeq lists its product as uncharacterized. The coding region runs from base 214 to 1452 and encodes 412 amino acids. The transcript has 2 exons. The record is from RefSeq and is a predicted model, not a curated record. NCBI's taxonomy places the organism in Eukaryota, Viridiplantae, Streptophyta, Magnoliopsida, Caryophyllales, Amaranthaceae.
UUACCUCCACCUCUGUGUUUCCCCUCUCUGUCUCUCUGUCUCUCUCUCUCAUCUUCAAUGAGAAAAUAAGGGAAUGGAAUGAAGAGUAAUCCGAUAAACUCAUUCAGAAAAAAGCUGCAUUUCCGGUGGCAACGCAGAGGAAAUCUCACCACCAUUCCCCUCCAAACACCAACCCCAAAACCAUAUCAUAAACAAUAACCAAAACCCAGAUCGAUGAGUACAAUUACCAAUACCAUUAGUUCCAAUAGUAACAACACCCAUCUUCAUCAUCAACAUCAACAUCAACAUCAACAUCAACAUCAAAAUCAACAUCAACAUCAAAAUCAACAUCAACAUCAAAAUCUACAUCAACAUCAACAUCAACAUCAUCAUAGUAGGAUUAGCAAUGGCACCCAAGCAUGCGCCGCAUGCAAGUAUCAACGUAGGAAAUGUGCCUCUGAUUGUGCGCUAGCUCCUUAUUUCCCUCAUGAUCGCCAAAAACAAUUCCUUAAUGCUCAUAGAUUGUUUGGUGUUAGUAACAUUACCAAGAUUAUUCGAAACCUUAACCCUCCUGAUAAAGAUAUAGCCAUGCGUACCAUUAUAUAUCAGUCUGAUGCACGUGCUAAGGAUCCUGUAGGCGGGUGUUACAGGAUCAUUAGAGAGUUACACCAUCAAAUCUCGUAUUGUAAGGCUGAGUUAGACCUUGUCCUUCAACAACUUGAGCUUUGUAAGGCACAAGUUUAUCAACAACAACAUCAUGCUCAGUUAUAUCAGAUGGCUACCGGCCUUGCCAAUCAGUCUUUGGAGGCCACCGAUACUCAGGUUGAGGCUGUAGAGGCUACUACUACUCCUGUAGGUGAUCUUAAUAAUAAUAAUAAUAAUAUUAACAAUCAAGGCUCUGAAAUAGUAACUACGUGUGAUAAUGAUAGUUACCAACAAUAUCAGGCUUUGAUGCGGUGUUAUUAUUAUGAUGAGGCGGAUAAUCAAGGGAAUAAUGAGCAACAACAAUACAUUCCUAUUUCUGAUCAGCAACAUCAUGUCCAAGAUCAAAAUGAUCAGUAUUCGUGGGUGGCGCCUCCUCCGAAUGAUGAUGCAGUGUUAGCCUCAUCAAAUAGCAGUACGAGCCAUGGUGAAUGUUUUGUGAUGAAGAAUGAAUAUGGAGUAGGCGAAUGUGAUGGAUUGGAGAUCAAACAACAGCAGAUCCAGAUAGUUGAGAAUGGAGUUCCUUAUGAUGAUGAGAAAGAAUAUGGAACCAAGUUUGAUGAUUCAUCUACGCAUGUUGAUCUCUCCUGUUGUGAUCUUCAAGGGGAUGGACUCAAGUUUGAUCAUCAACAAACAACAGAACUCAGUGGAGAGGUGGUGUUGAAGGAAGAAAACAUUGUACUAGGAAAUCCGGAGGAUGAAUCUUCGUUUCACCACAUUUCUGAGCAUGAUUUGAGAAAUGCAGCUACAUUAUUCACCCUUACAAACUGAACAGAAAAACAAUCACAACUUUCUUCAUAGAUUAGACAAUUCAGGAUGCUAAAGAGGCUGUCCAAUUUUUUUAGAAAAGGAUGAGGAAAUCAGGAAAUAUAGAGUUGAAUACAUUUGUAGAAUUUUUAUUUUCAUCUGGUUUAUAGCUAUUAACCCACUUCCCAAUGCAAAGAAAGUUGGUGGUAGAAAGCCAUCGCAUAUUCUGAGGAAUAAAUAAAUGACAAGA